AACAGACGAGUCUCUGAUGGCAAAGUUAUGACCGGUUGCAAUCAUUAAUCUAAUAAACCCUUAUUCUUAUUUGAAAUAACCAGAGGAACAGAUUAAUUGUUAAUCUAAGGUAUGAACUAAAGUAAUAAAAAUGUCACCUUGACAUCCAACCAUAAUUCCUGAACUGGCUGAACAGAAUAAAAUUUCAUUGCGCAGUCUGCUUAUUUAUAUUGAUAUCUAAAGUCUUGGUAGACUGUAGAUCAUUGCUUUGAAAACAGGCCAAGGACACAUAGUAGCCCAUUCAGUGCACUGAAUUAAAUUUAGUACUAGUAUCUUUUGUGAAAACUUCACAUUUUUAAUUGAUGCCCGGACGAAAUAGAAGCUGUUGCUUAACGGAUUUCCGUAUCUAACAGCAGUGGAUCACUGAUGCCUCCAGUUUGUCACCAAUGAAAAACAAGAAACAGACAACAAUUCGAUUGAGUGAGCAAAUAUCUGGAUAUAUGAUCGAUGAAAUAUCAAGUGAAAGUUCUGAAGGUGGGAGACGGUUUUUAAGAAAUCCAGAGAAACGAAUUCAUAAAAAUGUUGUUCAAAAACAAUCUCCAGCUACAACUGAAGAUGAAAAUACUGAAGACUUACUGACACCGUUUAGUGCAGGAAAAACGUCAAUAUAUUUUAAUAAAUAUUCAACACAAAAGGUAUUCAGUAGCAAAUUGACAAAUUCAAAUAGGACAAAAUCAAAGGAAUUUGAAAAAUAUUGUAUCAAUAAUAAUGUUGUGAAUGAACCAUUAGUAGUACAAAAAAAUAAUGAGAAUGAUUUCAGUAGAAUUUCAGCUUUGUCCUUCAAUGAUGAGAAUACACUGACUGAUGCACGUAGAGAAGUUUCACGAAUUGAAAGCAAAAUGAGUACAUUUGAUGAUCAAUUAAUAUUAUCUGUUGAUGAAUUAGUGAAUGAGAAUGAAAUGGAUUGCGGAAGUUAUUGCUCAACUAAUCGUUUUGACAAAUCGUACAAUGAAAAAUCACUGAUAGAUAUUGAAGAAAUUAUUGAAUGUGAAAACUCCCAUUCUUCUAGCUUGACGGAGGAGAUAUCUAAUAAAAAACUUCCAUUGGAAAAGAUAUCUUGUCAAGUGGACAAUGAAAACAAUACUAGUGAAAUAGAUGAAUAUUCAGAUGAUUUUGAAAAUGAACAAGAUCUAACUAGUUCAACUAAAGAAAAUUUAAAAUGCAAUCUAAUCACAACACAGAAAUCAUCGUCACUUAAAACAAAAAAGGCUGAUUGUUCAAUAAAUCAAAAAGUUUAUAAUGCAGCACCUACGAAUUCCUAUGGACCAUUGAAUAAAACGAAUUUACGUGAAACGAAUUCAUAUAAAAAAAUAUCAAAAAACGUAUCUGAAACCCAACAAACAAAGGAUGCUGAAGUUCAAACAGUGUGGUCAAGUGAUUUUUCACAAAACUACCAUAUUCCACACAACCUUCCAAUAAUAAAAUAUGAAGAAAUUCCUACUUCUACUAUUAACACUACUCUUAAAAUGCAAAAUAUAACGUCAUCGCUCAUAAAUUACAAAACAUUACAUACUUUAACAACUUAUAAUCCUUGUUUAACUGCACUGGACAAUAUGUUGAAACAACAAAUAAAUCUUACAAGAGAAUUUUUAAGAACACAAAGAAAUUUACAUGAAACGAUUAGUAAAGCAAUAAGUCAAUGUGUUAUUACAAACAAUUAUAAUUAAAGAGAAAGAUUUAUACAGACUACAGUGAAGAGAUUAUAGAAAAAAAAGAUAUCUGAAAAGUAUUCAUAAUAACUUUUGAAAUGUACUUCAUGUGGUUCAAUAAACUGAACACUAAUACUAGGAUUAUUAAUAUCAUUAAUUUUCUAGAGUAUAACUUAUAUUCAAUUAGUUGAUAAGUAUAUGAAUAUAAUGGUUAAGUGGAAUUUUAUGAAAGCUAUUUAAUCGACAAUUUGUAGUCUUUUUUUUUCUUCUUUAAAACGUAUAUUACGAAAUAUGAAAUUAUCUUUGUAUUUAUCAUAAACAUGAAAUAUGAUAAACGGCCUAUCUUGCUACCUUCCUCCCCCCUCUUCACUUCACUAUGUAAAAUAUGAAUAAAUGUUAUUUUAAAUUACAGUACAAUAUUUAUAUUUUAUUUACAAAAAAAAUAUAUAUGAAACUGUACUCUCCAUGACAUACAAAAUUAAUCGGGAAGUAACGGCAUUAAACGAGCUUGUUUAGCUUUGUGUUUUUUGAUUCGUUUAUCUCGUGUUGUUAUUAAUUCAUCGAAUAGAUCGAUUUGUUGAUCC
Molecule: messenger RNA, 2272 nt
Organism: Schistosoma margrebowiei
Lineage: Eukaryota; Metazoa; Platyhelminthes; Trematoda; Strigeidida; Schistosomatidae
Source: the annotation of a GenBank genome assembly